GCGGGACCCGGCGCGGCUCCGCCCGGCGCAGCGUGGCCAUGGCGGCGGUGGCGGCUCGCGGGGCCCUGGCGGGGAUCCUGCGGCGCUGGGCCCCCCGCGCUCUCCCGCUSUGCGGCCCCUCCGCYCGGUGYKUCGGGCACGGAGCGGCCCCGGCYCCGCUCCGGACCCCGCGGCUGCUCGGCGACACCCGGACCCGGGCAGGGACCCCCUCGCUGCUCAGCAGUGUCACGCCUCUACUUCCAAGUUUACUCCAGCAGCCAGCAAGGAGCCUCACCUACUGCAGCUUACGGAAAGGAAAGAGGAAAAGUGUGAAAUCUGUGGUCAAAAGGUUCCUCCGGCUGCACAAUGGCCUCUGGGUUAGGAGAAAGGCUGGUUAUAAGAAGAAACUCUGGAAGAAGUCAGCUGCCCGGAAGAAGCGUUUGAGGGAGUUUGUGUUGUGCACGAGGACACAGUGUAAGCUCCUGGAUAAAAUGACCACUUCCUUCUGGAAAAGGAGGAACUGGUAUGUUGAUGACCCGUUCCAGAAGUACCACGACCGCACAAAUCUUCGCGUGUAGAAAUCUUGGUUUUGCACAUCUCUAGGACAGGGGGAGUGGUCAUGUGGCACGGUCUGAAUUUUGGAAUGUAAAUCUGUAAUGCCUGUWCUUUUUCUAAAUAAACACAUGCAUAUCAUGAGCAGAAUUAUGGGAAUCCAUGCCCAAAAUAAAGGAAUACUCGAGAUUA
Malurus melanocephalus (red-backed fairy wren) is the source of this 723-nucleotide messenger RNA. RefSeq names its product mitochondrial ribosomal protein L35 (gene MRPL35). Lineage: Eukaryota; Metazoa; Chordata; Aves; Passeriformes; Maluridae. Gene Ontology annotation, biological process: translation. Gene Ontology annotation, molecular function: structural constituent of ribosome. Gene Ontology annotation, cellular component: ribosome; mitochondrion. The transcript has 4 exons. The coding region runs from base 39 to 557 and encodes 172 amino acids. The record is from RefSeq and is a predicted model, not a curated record.